GAGGAAGUAUUUGCGUAUUAGAUGCGCAUCUUUACCUCGUCUAUAAAGGUUGAUUACCUGUGGCUCGUGAUAGUGUGACAAUUUAUCACUGGAUCAGGGUGGCUCUGAUAUCUAAAGAUUAUAUUUACCUUCGACAGGGGGGUGAAAAUCGUAAGGUAACCGCCAACACACCAAUCUGGAUUGCCGGGUGUUUAUUGUACUCAUAAAGGAAUCAAUUUCCGAAAAUUUAAAUGCAUCUCCAUCGUAAGAAUAUUAUGUUGAUGAUUUUGACCAAAUUUCGAUAACUUGUGUUAUAUAAUCGGCUUAUGAGUGGAGUGAUUAAGCACGAAGAAGGUACCAGUUUGGGACAUCGAGGGUGUACAAGGCUCUGUUGGUCCAGAAUGGUGACUAGUUUGGAUGACAUCAAAUCUCUCCGCUUCUGGAGAGCGGUGGGAGCCGAAUUUCUGGGAACGUUGUUGCUCACGAUGAUUGGAUGCGGUUCUGUAGUGACUUGGGACGAAGAUGGGAAAUUAGUGCAGAUUGCUCUCUGCUUUGGACUUAGUGUUGCAACUGUCGUCUGGAUCAUUGGUCACGUGAGUGGAGGCCAUAUCAAUCCAGCAGUAACUAUUGCUUUCUUCGUGACCAGGCGCAUCAGUCUGGCUCGUGGCAUCUUUUACAUCAUCAGCCAAUGUGCGGGUGCAGUUGUAGGUGCGGCGAUUUUAUAUGGUUUGACGCCUGCCAGCCAUCGCGACAGUGGAUCUCUUGGUUUGACCAAAGUGAAUCCGUCGCUAACAGGCGCUCAGGCUUUUGGGGUAGAGUUUUUCGUCACGUUUGUUUUGGUGUUGACUGUCUUUGCGUCCUGUGACAAGAAGAGAAGAGAUUUGAAUGGAUCAUUUCCUUUGUCCAUUGGUCUGUCUGUCACUAUGUGCCAUUUGUUUGCAAUCCAGUACACCGGCUCUAGUAUGAACACUGCCAGGAGUUUUGGUCCUGCUGUCGUCAUGGGCUUCUGGGAAUACCAUUGGGUAUACUGGUUGGGCCCUUUGUUAGGCGGACUCGUCGCCGGGCUUCUCUACGACAACGUGUUCGCUAUGAACGCAUCUCUCCUGAAGGCACGCGGAUUUCUGCUAUCAAGUGAGUACGACACUGAAAAAUUUCCCGCCAGUAAACCCAAGAUCCGGGUCAUUCAGGAGGAGGACGAGGAGGAUGAGGAUGAUAGGGACCCCCUCAGCAGCUCAUUCGACUCACAGAGGGAGGAGCAAAAGCGACCCGAAUCUCCAUAGCAACUGAUUCCUAAAGCUUUAACAACAUACUCGCAUGCUUUUGAAAUGAAUGUCUGUUGAAAUGAGAGUCAAAGACGCUUUCUUUAUACAGCUGUUGUUUGUAGAAUGACUUUUUCAUCUAAAU
Saccostrea echinata is the source of this 1383-nucleotide messenger RNA. Its product is annotated as aquaporin-5-like. Gene Ontology annotation, biological process: transmembrane transport. NCBI's taxonomy places the organism in Eukaryota, Metazoa, Mollusca, Bivalvia, Ostreida, Ostreidae. The transcript is spliced from 3 exons. Bases 306 to 1259 code for a protein of 317 amino acids. The record is from RefSeq and is a predicted model, not a curated record. Gene Ontology annotation, cellular component: plasma membrane. Gene Ontology annotation, molecular function: water channel activity.